AUGGAUACCUACACAUUUGCGACUUCGCGUCAGAUAGACUUUCCCGUGUGUAUAAAGAUCAAUACUCUUGAAGGCAAGCAGACACCGGUGCCCUACUCUGUUUUGCUCAAACAUCCCGAAAUCCGCCACAUCGGGUCCGUUCAGAGUCCCACUUCGGAGCUCUAUGUGACAGCGCAACUAUGGGCCGAAUCCAAGCCGUUAGGAGUGUCUAUGCAGACUCCUCAUAUGUUCUUCAAGAACAGUCGGACCUGGAAUAAAUGGCUGGAACUACCUAUAACGGUGAAGGACUGCCCGGUCUCGUCACAGAUUGCCAUUACCGUCUGGGAUCUUUCGCCCUGCCCACUCAAUGGCAGUCUCGAUCACACUGUACCUUUCGGGGGCACAACUAUUCCACUCUUCGACCAAGAUGGGGCACUGAGGAAGGGUCGCCAGAAGUGUAGAGUUUAUCGCAAUAGAGCUGCCGAUGGACAGAUACCUUCUAGUACGCCACAUGUUCCUCGUCCAAAGCGGCGGAAACGCAAUCAACAGCCGCCUCCUACUAUCCCGGAACAGGAAGAGCUUGAGAGGCUUGAGCUGCUGUUCAAGAAGCACGAGAUGAACGAGAUUCCGCAGAACGACUGGUUGGACCAAUUAGUUUUCCAGUGUGUCGGCAAGAAAGCACGGGAAGUGGAUGAAGUAGCACGGAAACGGUCCGCUUCAUACAAGGCUGGAAAACGCCGAACUGCUGAGAAGGAUGCAACAGGACCGCAAAGCGGAACAGCAAAUGGGGGCGAGAAUUCCUCUGCUGACAGUGACUCGGAGGAUGAGCUCUUCGAUGAAGAGCAUUUUACUCUCUACGUUGAUUUCCCGCGAUGGGACUUUCCGGUUGUAUUCGAGGACCACGAGUACCAGCCGUCCAAGUUGAUGCGAGAGUUUCAGUUGACACCGUCUGCCUCGCCAGUCGGCAGCAGGAAGCCUCCGCCCGAAGUUAGGUACGGUCCGGGCAUCGCCGCUGGCAACACUAUCGUUGAUGAUGAAGACUAUCCGGUCAUCCAGAUCUUCGACCCCGAACAGUUUCAACGAGAGAACCCUUGCGAAACUAAGCAUCGCAGGCUGGUCAGGAGUGACAGGAAUGCCUACUCCGAUGCUGACCAAAAGCCUAAUGCGAAGUUGCGAGAUGAGCUCAAUGAAAUUCUCUCCUAUGGGCCCACACAGGACUUAAGUCCACAGGAGAAAGAUGUUGUUUGGACAUUCCGGCGCUACCUCAGUCGUGACAAACGGGCGCUCACCAAAGUCGUGAAAGCGACUGACUGGAGCAAUCCAAGUGAAGUAAAACAGCUGGCAGAGCUGAUUCCGAAAUGGGCCAAGAUUGAUGUCGAUUCUGCUCUCGAACUCCUGGGCCCGACAUUCGACAGUCCUGUGGUGCGUGCCUACGCAGUCGAUCGUCUUCGACAGGCUGAUGAUGCGGAGUUGCUCUUGUAUCUUCUACAGCUAGUACAGGCCCUGAAGUUUGAGAAGUAUGACACGAAGGAAGAGGGGCUGCCGUCUUCUUCGUUGGCCAAAUUUCUGAUCGACCGUGCGGCCAAUAAUUUCAUCCUGGGCAAUUACUUGCAUUGGUUCCUGAUGGUCGAGUGCGACGACCAGGGUCCUGACACAAAUGCUGCAAACCGGAAGUUGUUUGCGAGAGUGGAAUAUCACUUUAUGGUCGAGCUCGAGAAGCGUGACCCGGAACAACGCAAGACAUUGCUGAGACAAGCCGAGAUGGUUGCGGUCUUGUCACGCAUCAGCAAAGAAAUUCGCUUCAGCCGAACUAAUCGCAUAUCCAAAAUCGAGUCACUCAAGAAAUAUCUAGCGGAUCCCAAGAAUGAGCUGAUAAAAAUCGAGCCUCCUAUCCCGCUCCCCCUUGAUCCGGAGGUUGAGGUAAGCGGAGUCUAUCCUGAGGAGGCCAACGUCUUCAAGUCAUCCUUGUCCCCGCUCUUGAUCAACUUCAAGGUAGCCAGCUCAUCUAGCAGCUCUGCUACAUCGAUGCAGCCAGGGUCACAGUUCCAGGGGAAGUAUCCCAUUAUCUUCAAGACAGGUGACGACCUUCGACAAGACCAGCUCGUCAUUCAAAUCAUCACGUUGAUGAACAAUCUUUUACUGAAGGAGAAUCUUGACCUGAAGCUUACUCCUUACCGCAUUCUCGCAACAUCGCCGUCAGCCGGUGCUGUGCAAUUCAUACCGUCCACCGCUCUGUCGGCCAUAUCCGCGAAGUACAAAGGCUCAGUGCUAGCAUACCUACGUGCCAAUAACCCGGACAGCUCUGGACCUCUGGGUGUUCGCAAAGAGACCAUGGAUACUUACAUUCGAUCAUGUGCCGGAUACUGUGUGAUCACCUACAUCCUCGGCGUAGGGGACCGCCAUCUCGACAAUCUCUUGCUGCAACCUUCCGGGCAAUUCUUCCAUAUAGACUUCGGCUUCAUCCUUGGACGCGACCCCAAACCUUUUGCUCCUCUGAUCAAGCUGUGCAAGGAGAUGGUGGAAGGCUUGGGAGGGACGACAUCUCCUCAGUAUGCUCAGUUCAAACAAUACUGCUUCACCGCGUAUACAGCGCUGCGGAAGUCCAGCCCCCUGGUUCUGAAUCUGUUCAGCUUGAUGGUGCAGAGCUCGGUGCAGGAUAUUAGAUUGGUGGAGGAGCAGAUCGGAACCAUCGGUGGCGCGGUGGGCAAAGUGAGGGAAAGAUUCCACCUCGAUGUGACCGAAGAAGAGGCGGUUCGGCUGCUGGACCAGGUGCUGGCGGACAGUGUCAACGCGGUCUUUGGGGUGGUGAUUGACCGAUUACAUGAGUUCGUACAGGGAUGGCGAGCUUGA
Molecule: messenger RNA, 2829 nt
Organism: Capronia coronata CBS 617.96
Lineage: Eukaryota; Fungi; Ascomycota; Eurotiomycetes; Chaetothyriales; Herpotrichiellaceae
Product: phosphatidylinositol 3-kinase
Exons: 2
Coding region: 1-2829 (942 amino acids)
Biological process (GO): endocytosis; autophagosome assembly; phosphatidylinositol-mediated signaling
Cellular component (GO): peroxisome; phosphatidylinositol 3-kinase complex, class III, type II; membrane
Molecular function (GO): 1-phosphatidylinositol-3-kinase activity
Source: RefSeq, a predicted model, not a curated record